CUGCGGGUGGGAAGCUACAGUCCAGCUCAGCCCCUCCAGCUGCUGUCUCUACUUUCUCUGCGACUUAGGAGGGGGGCGAGCGCGCGGAGCUGAGGAGGAUGCAGCACCUGCUGUGGCCUAGGGACUCCGGGGGGUUCUGGCUGCUCCUCUGCUUCCUGCUGCUGAACAGCCGCCCAGGGGGCUGCAGCGACAUUAGUGGCCACGCCUUCGGGGUAGACCAGCGCUGACAACGUCUGAGCGGCCAGAGACCGACUGCGCAGACUCGAAGAUUCCAGUGCCAGGCGCCUGGGGAAGAGCGCGCAAACUCCUAGUCUGACGCCAACUUUCCCCGCCCGAUUCUUGGGUUUAGAGGCCAGUGCAGAGGGCUCGCGAAGAACUGUGGGAGGAGGCCUGGUGGCGGAUGACAGGAGAGAUGUGGGUGUGGCGGGGGAGGGGGACGUUCUUGUAGGGAUGCCUCUGCCGCCCAGACGCCUCUUCCAAGCCACGCGUCGGUCACUCCCUCAGCACCAAGGACAGCGCCAGGAGCCCUGUGGGUCUGACAGAGGGCGUCCAGGUCACCACUUUUCCUAUCUGUCCUGGAAGGAUGCCUCAGACAACAAUCUCCCUUCCAGAAGAAGCUCUUUUCUUUCUCAUGAGGGUGCUGGAGAUUCUGCUCCUUCCGAAAGCCAGGAAACUGGUGUGGGAAUCCAUUUGAUUUCGGAGGACCAUUCCCUUUUCUUAACGCCUGUCCAUAAUGACUCAUGGAGCAAGCAAGAGGAGAAACUUCGACUCCUAUUCCCCAAGAACCCAAUGGCCAAAGUGAACAGGGAGCAGUGCUUUACCUCCAAAGUGGAUUUGAAGAUCCUCAAUGAGAGGGGACCGACGCUGUCAAGGGCUUCUUUGAGCCACCCCCCACUGUGGGCCAAAGCCUUAUUGCUGACUGAGACCUCAGGUGGAGCCCCUCUGCCCCAAUGCUCUCCCAUUUGCCCUCCAGGGGGACAGUUCUAG
Molecule: messenger RNA, 987 nt
Organism: Leptonychotes weddellii (Weddell seal)
Lineage: Eukaryota; Metazoa; Chordata; Mammalia; Carnivora; Phocidae
Source: RefSeq, a predicted model, not a curated record